GGAUUUACGAAUAUCUUCAGCUGGAAAUGGUUUUCUCGAGGGAUCUGAAUCAGAAUUUGAUCCGGAUGUUCGUACCUAUCACAAUGUUCGCGGUCGUCGCGUACGGCGUCUUCUGGAUAGACGUGAAGCAGUUCUGCGCUCGCCUCCUCCUUGGUUUCUUGUCUUUGUUCGCCGCCAGAUCAUCGAUCGACAGCAUCAACGAGGAUACACCGGCGGUCUCCUACAUCACAGCAAUCGACGUUUUCGCAGAAAUCUCGAUGACUUUCAUAUUUGCGGCAGUGAUUGAAACAAUAUUUGUACACUUCCUUGAGAACAGGAGACGCGAAUCGGAGGGGACAAAAACAAAUAUUAUUAAUGACGAAGAGGAUGCUGCAGUGUCCAAGGAUCUUCGAUCGAAAUUAAAACAGGCCAAGAAAUGGAUGAUCGACAACUCCACUAAUAAAGUGGACGCCGUCUUCAAAAUACUCUACCCACUUCUUUACGUAACCUUUCAGAUCAUAUUUUGGAGCGUUUGUUUGAGCUACACAUAUUGAUUUUCAAUAUCACCGCAGCUUAUUUCUCAAUACAAUUUGCGUUAUUCACAAACGUUAAUUGCAUAUACAUAAUAAAUAGCUUUUUACACA
This is a messenger RNA of Nicrophorus vespilloides, 623 nucleotides long. Its product is annotated as glutamate-gated chloride channel-like. Gene Ontology annotation, biological process: regulation of membrane potential; chloride transmembrane transport; nervous system process. Gene Ontology annotation, molecular function: chloride channel activity; transmembrane signaling receptor activity; neurotransmitter receptor activity. The record is from RefSeq and is a predicted model, not a curated record. Gene Ontology annotation, cellular component: membrane; neuron projection; synapse. NCBI's taxonomy places the organism in Eukaryota, Metazoa, Arthropoda, Insecta, Coleoptera, Silphidae.